AAAGACCUGGGGUGCUGCACAGGGAGGGAGAGAGGGGGCCCCCUGGCGGCCUCGGGGCACCAAGCAGUCGCCUGGCUCGCCUGCGCCCGUAGCCGGCCCUGGGCUGUGGAUUCGGCAUACAUGCGCCGUCAUAAAAGCUGGCCCGCAGCACUAGAGUGCCUGCAUCGGCUCCGCUCGCCUCUCAGGCCCGUGUCGACGCGAUUGAGCCCUCGCUGCGUGGCGGAGAGGGGCCGCAGGACCGCCGGUGCCCCCCGCCCCCCCCGCACAAGUGGUUCCCAGGCUUGUUUACAGGGUGAGGAGGAGGAGGAGGAGGAAGGGGGGCUUUCCUGCCGUGACGUCAGAGGGUUCGUGUCGCUGGAGCUCAGACCCCAGAAAUACUCCCCCUGCGUGGUGUUGUAAAAAUACAACAGCAAAGUUUCUCUCCGGCCAUGGACAACGCGGAGAGCCGAGACAUGAAAACCGCGAACAGACGAGAACGCCAGGCAGGCUCACCACGGUUCACACAAGCCGAUUUCGAAAAAGCACUCGAAGAAGCCGACAACAGUAUCGGUGUCUGUGGGUGGAUCUUGGUGUUAUUCUCCAUUCUGCUGACACUGGUCACUCUUCCCAUCUCCAUAUGGAUGUGCAUCAAGAUUGUGAAGGAGUAUGAACGGGCCAUCAUUUUUCGACUUGGGCGUAUCCUGAAAGGUGGUGCCAAAGGACCAGGUCUGUUCUUCAUCUUGCCUUGCACUGACAGCUUCAUCAACGUGGACAUGCGCACCAUCACCUUUGACAUCCCCCCACAGGAGGUCUUGACCAAGGACUCGGUGACGGUGAGCGUGGACGGCGUGGUGUACUACCGGGUGCAGAACGCCACGCUGGCCGUGGCCAACAUCACCAACGCCGACGCGGCCACCCGCCUGCUGGCGCAGACCACCCUGCGGAACGUGCUGGGCACCAAGAACCUGUCAGAGAUCCUGUCCGACCGGGAGGAGAUCGCGCACAGCAUGCAGUCCACCCUGGAUGACGCCACGGACGACUGGGGCAUCAAGGUGGAGCGCGUGGAGAUCAAAGACGUCAAACUGCCGCUGCAGCUGCAGAGGGCCAUGGCAGCCGAGGCCGAGGCCACCCGGGAGGCCCGGGCAAAGGUGAUAGCGGCCGAGGGGGAGAUGAACGCAUCCCGCGCCCUGAAGGAGGCGUCCAUGGUGAUCGCCGAGUCGCCCUCCGCGCUGCAGCUGCGCUACCUGCAGACCCUCAACACCAUCGCCGCCGAGAAGAACUCCACCAUCAUCUUCCCCCUGCCUAUCGACAUGAUGCAGGCCUUCGUGGGCCCGCGGGCCUGAGUGGGGGGGCGUAGUGCCAGCCGCUGCGGGGGGCGGCGGGCAGGCUGCCCUGGCUGCCCGCAGCUCUGAUCUAGAUUUUCUGUAGGCGUUUUGUCUGUGAAGUUGUAUGCUUUGCUUAUCUCAGCCCCCGGGCAGGCGAUGUAGUUGCUACUGGUGUGAUACCGGCGCAGGAACGUGUACUGGUGGCUCUCCUCCCAGAUCCGGUCAUUUGAUGGGGGCCCGUUUUUUUUUUUACUGGAAAGUGUCCACCCAGCUUGUGGUUUCAGCCCCACCAGGGGGACACAUCCAGACAGCAGUCACCCUCUGGGGUUGGUUGAUCAGAGGGGCGAGGGGGUCUAAUUAGCUGACAGUUCAAAAAAUUCACCAGUAAUGCUAAAACAAUAAAAGGGGGCUAUGUACCGGCUCCACUAGUUAUAGAACAAUAGAAACCCAGCCCACACGAUUCAGGGUCCUUGUAAAAAUGUUUUUAUAUUAGGAAAUGUAUUGUUGUCAGAACUAACGUUUUAUUGCUAUGAAUUGAAUGUAUUUAAACCAUCCAGUCAUUAACGUAGGUGUUCACAGAGCCAAACGUCGGAAUAUUUCACCACGAGCGCCGUGGGUGGCUGUGGUUUCCAACAAGCUGGGGGGCACAGAGCAUCACGCGAGGAGCUUGGAGACCGGACUCGGCUGGCAAGCACUUCCUCCCACGUCAGAUCAGGCGCAUUAACCAGGUAAUGACAGGCUUAGUUAAACAGGACUGGAGUUUCAAACCGAGUUUGGAAUUUCUUGUUUUACAUUAAUCCAAAGUAGUGAUUUAUUAAAGAUCCAAUGUAGAAUGUAGGUGUAGAGUCGGUAAUUUAGACCCAGGUUUUAAAUGUAAAAUUAACGUCUAACCUUCCUUUAGGUGGGUAGAUGGAAUUAAAAUAUUCCGCCCUCCCACAAGAAAACAAGUUUCAGACAGAACCAUCUCCAGGAACAAGCCAUGUGUUUUUAGGAUUCAGUGUGCCUUAAUAGUCAUUUCCCCAUGUAAAUCGUUCAGAACUUGCUGCAUCAAAUUAAAUGGCGAUGUCUUUACUGUAACCAGUCCUGCUCGUCCGUAUUAUCCCCCAUGUCCGCUAAUGUACGGUUUUCUCCUAUAUUACUAAUUCAUUCUUCCCGUACGUUCUUGUUCGAGUCUGAUGUGUUUUAUAUGGUGAUGUAAGCAUACCUUCGGAAAUGUGAUUUUGCCAGCAAGCUUCAGAAAUCUGCUGUUUCUAGUGACCCCCCCGUGUUCCUCCUGCCAACACAUAAUCAAUCGUGACUGGAGGAGCUCAAACAGCCCGUGGCUCGGUGUUGUCUUUUUAAUCUCUGCCUAGCUGUUUAAGAACAAGUAGCGCGGAUUUUUGUAACGCGGAUGAAAAGAAAAAAUGCAAACGUUUGGCUGUUGAGCCUUCGUCGGGUAUCAAAAUCACUUUGUCUUCAUUCUGUGUAGUUUUAACCUCCAUGUUUGAAGCUUUUUUUUUUUUUAAAGGUAAACGGAUAGUAUCACAUACUGUACCAUCCACAGAACAAAGGUGAUUUUUGCUAUUUUUUUAUGCUGGAAAUAGAACUGGUACAGAACUUUAAAAGGUCAAAUACAGUUUAUACUCUGCAAUACCGACUACAACUUAUUCUAUAUAGCUUUUUUUGAAAAACAAAAUGGUAGCAGAACAUAAAAAAACUGAGUUUUUAUGCCAAAGCAGGUUUUAUAAAAAAAAAGAACAAGGGAUAUUUUCUUCCAUAGUUUUGCACUUGUAUUAACUUUGAGGUUUCACAGCAGAGGGAGAGACCACGUUUUCUGAGGCUGAUGAAAUGCAUUUCAUUUUAAGACAGCAUUUUCAUUGAAAACAAUAGGUAUUAAUUUCUGUAACCGAGUGUUGCAGAGGUCUUCUUUUAAUCCUAGCGGGGCUCUUCAAAGAACUGUGCACUGAUAGUGUGGGUUAAGGAUUGUUCAGUUUCCUCAGUCAUAAAUCUUUUUCUCCGAUCCUUGAUGCUGAAUACCAUGCCUGGUAAACUCAUUAGCACUACCUAAUUUUGUAAAGGUGUUCCUGAGCAAGUAAUAAAUCCUCUUAUUAAAAACAUGCAA
This is a messenger RNA of Lepisosteus oculatus (spotted gar), 3405 nucleotides long. It is a transcript of the gene stom, whose product is annotated as stomatin. Lineage: Eukaryota; Metazoa; Chordata; Actinopteri; Semionotiformes; Lepisosteidae. Gene Ontology annotation, cellular component: plasma membrane. The record is from RefSeq and is a predicted model, not a curated record.